AUGGCGCUUUUCAGAUCAAGAUCAGUGGGUGAGGACGUCGGCCCCACCCUGGUUGCCAUCAACAAAGAUAAGAACAGCCAGUGUGCUGUAAAAUGGGCAGUUGACAACCUUUUGGGCGACAAGAACGCUCAUUGCACCCUCAUUCACGUUAGAAGCCACAGCUUUCAUCAUCAUGAUCAUGGAGCAGUCUCUAAAGAUGGCCGCCCACCAACUGAAGCCGAGUUGCAACAGUUCUUUCUCCCCUACCGAGGAUUCUGUGCACGAAAAGGGAUUGUAGCCAAGGAAGUUGUCCUCCACGACAUUGAUGUUCCAAAUGCGCUUGUCGAUUAUGUUGUUCGCAACUCCAUAUGCAAUAUUGUUGUUGGUGCUUCCCAUCACAAUGCUCUGACAAGAAAAUUUAGGCCUGCAGAUGUGGCUACUUCCUUACUCAAAUCUGUACCAGAAACCUGUGCUGUAUAUGUUAUAUCCAAAGGAAAAAUUCAGACUUCACGGUCAGCAACUGGACCUCAAACACCGAAAAGUAAUGGAGCUACUCCCAGGAAUAAUAGCUCGCAACGGACACCGCUUUCCAGCUUUCUUCACGGUGUGUCAGCCUUCGAAGAUGUGAUCAGGUAUCAUUUUAUGCUUGAUGAUGCAAGUAAAAAACACAUCGACUGUCAAGGGAGUUCAGCUGGUAGAAUACCUUUGGAUAAAAAAGCUGAUUUUAAGCACGUCCCGCCAAAAGCACAUAGGUCUGGCAGCAAAACAAAUUCACCAACGCAGUCAGUUACAUCAGUUACGUCAGAUAAGCUAUACCAUGGGAAUUCCAUGUCAGGUGGUAGUGAUUUCUCAGGGCCACUUAGUUUCCAAUCAAAUGGAUCUGACAAUGUAGACUUCUCAAUGAACUCGGAGGGUUCCAUUAACUCUUUCUCCUCACAUACGCCGUCCGCCUUGGAUGCUGAGAUGAGGAGAUUAAGGCUUGAAUUGAAGCAAACUAUGGAUAUGUAUACUUCAGCUUGCAAAGAAGCUUUGGCAGCUAAGGAAAAGACGCGGGACCUGCAAAAAUGGAAGACAUCAGAAGAGCAUAAGCUAGAGGAAGCCAAGCUUGCGGAAGAGGCUGCACUGGCUUUGGCUGAUGUGGAGAGGCAGAAGAGCAAGGCUGCAACGGAAGCAGCACAGAUGGCACAACGACUAGCAGGUAUGGAAACCCAUAAGAGAAAAAUUGCAGAAAGGAAAGCCAAGCAGGAGGCUGGAGAGAGAAGGAGAGCAAUGGAUGCUUUGGCACAUAACCACAUUCGGUAUAGAAGAUACACCAUUGAAGAAAUUGAACUUGCAACAGAUUACUUUAAAAUUUCAAACAAGGUAGGGGAAGGUGGAUAUGGACCUGUUUAUAGAGCCUGGCUUGAUCACACUGCUGUUGCCAUCAAGGUCUUGAGGCCAGACAUAUCACAGGGGCAAAGGCAAUUCCAACAAGAGGUUGAGGUUUUGAGCUGCAUUAGGCAUCCACACAUGGUUCUCCUAGUAGGUGCCUGCCCAGAGUAUGGCUGCCUCAUAUAUGAGUACAUGGAAAAUGGAAGCUUAGAAGACCGGCUCUUCCUGAAGAGCAACACUCCUCCAAUCCCAUGGGGAGUCCGAUUUAAAAUAGCUGCUGAAAUUGCAACUGCCCUCCUUUUUCUUCACCAGACAAAACCAGAGCCGUUGGUGCAUCGCGACCUCAAGCCAGCAAACAUUCUCCUAGACCGAAACUAUGUGAGCAAGAUUGCUGAUGUAGGCUUGGCUAGGCUAGUUCCACCAUCUGUAGCUGAUGCUGUCACUCAAUACCGCGUGACAGCAGCAGCCGGUACAUUUUGUUACAUUGAUCCAGAGUAUCAGCAAACAGGAAUGUUGGGUGUGAAAUCAGACAUAUAUUCUUUAGGGGUGAUGCUACUGCAGAUCAUCACAGCAAAGCCUGCAAUGGGUUUGUCCCACCAGGUUGAGGAGGCUAUUGAGAAAGGUGCAUUUGCUGAGACACUUGAUCCUGCAGUGACAGACUGGCCUGUUGAAGAGGCUUUGUCGUAUGCAAAAAUGGCCUUGAAAUGCUGUGAACUGAGGAGGAGGGACAGGCCAGAUCUCAGUACAGUCAUCUUGCCUGAGCUGAACCGGCUAAGAGAUCUUGGGAUGAAAAAUGAAGCGAGUGAAGUUGCCAAUGGACAAGAUCCAUACGUGUCACAAUUUUCAACGUCGCUUCCACCAGUUGGAUCAACCUCAUCUGCAAGCCAGGAAGGAAUGAGAGAAAAUCCUAAUGUGGAAAAUGGAAAUUCAACGUAGAUCAAUGUAAGAAGGCUGCUGCGGAUGGAGUCUGUGGGGAAAAUGUGGAGCUUCAAGAACAAUUUUCAGCUCAAACGCGGUUCUGCUACAUCAUGCAGCAGCAGCAGCAGCAGCAGCAAAAAACAUGCAGGAAAAUUAAACAAGAAGCAGAUGGAGGGUUGUUGGUCGUUUGUAAGCAAUUGCUCUUCUGUGCCUCAUGCUCCACCUUUGAAGAGGUUCAGUUCAUUUGGAUUCUAAUGAAGUGAACUCAUUCUUUGAUGCCUUCAUUGAAGACAUUUGACAUGGAACUUGUUAUGUUACUGUGAUGUUAAGUCAAAACAAACGCAAUAAGCAGUUUCCAAACAGAGAAAUAUAAAACUAGAGAGAGAGAGAGAGAGAGAGAGAGAGAGAGAGAGAGAGAGAGAGAGAAUAAAUCCAUUUGGAGUGAUGUUGCCAAAAGAAGAAGAAUUUUGAGUGAAAACAGGGUCACUCGAACCGCGUCACG
Molecule: messenger RNA, 2770 nt
Organism: Prunus persica (peach)
Lineage: Eukaryota; Viridiplantae; Streptophyta; Magnoliopsida; Rosales; Rosaceae
Product: U-box domain-containing protein 52
Exons: 11
Coding region: 1-2286 (761 amino acids)
Biological process (GO): protein phosphorylation
Molecular function (GO): protein kinase activity; ATP binding
Source: RefSeq, a predicted model, not a curated record